UCUGUCUUUAUUGUUAUCUGAGAGAGAGAAAAAAGAGGAGAGAAUGGCAGAGAGUGCAGUAAGCUUUCUGAUCAACCAGCUGACACCGCUCCUUCUAGAAGAGGCCAAACUUCUGGGAGGAAUUAAGGAAGAUGUCGAGUGCAUCAGAAAUGAAUUGGAGGAGAUGAGAGCUUUCCUGAGGGUUGCUGAUGCAAAGGAAGAGCUUGACCCACAACUUCAAGUAUGGGUUAAGCAAGUGAGGGAAGUUGCUUAUGACACCGAAGAUGUCCUUGAUGAAUUCAUCCUUCGCCUUGCUCAUCAUCACGGGGAUGGUUUCUAUGGUUUUCUUCGUAAGAUUUGUUGUUCUAUCAAGAACUUGAAAGCUUGCCAUCGAAUUGCUUCUGAGAUACAUAAAAUAAAGUCCAGAGUCGAAAAUAUACAUCAAAGAUACCGUGAUAGAUUUAGUAUCUCAGAGCAUGGAUCAAGCUCCACCACUGUCAACAACAACGCAUGGUAUGAUCGUCGAGGUGAUGCACUUCUACUGGAAGAGGCUGAGCUUGUUGGCAUGGAUGGGCCCAAGAAACAGCUGAUUGGGUGGCUUCUGGAGGACAGUCCAAGACUCAAAGUCGUUUCGGUGGUGGGGAUGGGGGGUAUGGGAAAAACCACCCUAGUAAAGAAAGUCUAUGAUGAUAUGGAGGCGAAGAAUCGUUUCCAAUGUCAUGCUUGGAUCACUGUUUCUCAAUCAUUUGAUCUCAGAGAGCUUCUCAAAUACGUAAUUCGAAGACUCUUCGAUGAAGCCAAGCAAACGGCCCCUCAAAGUUUGGAAACCAUGGACAGCAAUGACUUGAAAGCACAAAUCAAAGAUUUCCUCCAACAGAGAAGGAUAACUGAUUCGGGGUAUUCCUGGAAGGUAGUUGGGAAGGAAAUUAUAUAGAGAGAGAAAUGGAGAUGAGUCCUUGCAAAGUUGUUGUUAAGAUCAUCACUAUCUAAUGUUUUGUUUUUAUUUUAUUUUUAUGGAUAACUGAUGUUGUUCUUCUUUUCCCCUUUUAAGUGAUUUAAGUUGUUGUAUAUUGUGUUACAUUAUACAAUUUAUUGUGUUUGGAGGAGCCCUUCAAGGAGUAGUACAAGCAACAGCAUUUCAUUUAUUGUGUUUUUGGAAAAUGCAAAGUUGUUGUUGAGAUCAUCACCUACUGUUCUGAGUUUAUAUUUAUUCAUUGUUAAUUUUUAUGUAA
Cornus florida is the source of this 1211-nucleotide messenger RNA. RefSeq names its product putative disease resistance protein At1g50180. Lineage: Eukaryota; Viridiplantae; Streptophyta; Magnoliopsida; Cornales; Cornaceae. The coding region runs from base 44 to 913 and encodes 289 amino acids. Gene Ontology annotation, molecular function: ADP binding. The transcript is spliced from 2 exons. The record is from RefSeq and is a predicted model, not a curated record.